Molecule: messenger RNA, 1503 nt
Organism: Suillus fuscotomentosus
Lineage: Eukaryota; Fungi; Basidiomycota; Agaricomycetes; Boletales; Suillaceae
Product: cytochrome P450
Exons: 13
Coding region: 1-1503 (500 amino acids)
Molecular function (GO): monooxygenase activity; iron ion binding; oxidoreductase activity, acting on paired donors, with incorporation or reduction of molecular oxygen
Source: RefSeq, a predicted model, not a curated record
AUGGCCCCAACACUAGUACUUGCACUCGCCCUCAUAGCGCUUGUAUCUUUCGUGGUAGUGCAAUCCUUGCAAAAGAAGAGAGACACUAAGAAGCAUCCUCUACCCCCUGGUCCUCCACCUCUUCCUUUUGUUGGAAAUGUGAUCGGAAUCGACCCAGAUCAUCCAUGGUUAGCAUACUCGAGAUGGGGAACUGAGUAUGGGGAAAUCGUUUACUCCCGACUCUUUAGUCAGGAUAUCGUGAUCAUCAACUCCGAAAGAGUUGCGCAUGACUUGCUCGACCGUCGUUCACAGAACUAUUCCACGAGACCUCCAGGGCUUAUGCAUGUUCUUGGCUUUUUUGCUCAUGAAUACUCCACUGUCUUUCUACCCUACUCAGACAAGUUGAGACUUCACAGGCGAAUCUUCCAUGAAGCAUUCCAUUUAGAAGCAGUGUCAUCCUUCCGUCCGAUUCAACUGCGCAAUGCUCACAAUUUGAUACGAAACUUACUAACCUCCCCGGAGGUGUAUGGAAACCAUUUCCACACCUUCAGCACGUCUAUCAUCAUGUCAAUCUUGUAUGAUUAUUCUAUGGCGCCCGUUGAUGAUCCCUUUCUCGCGCUCAUUGAACGCUCACUUGAGAUAGAUGUAAAAGUACUCAGGCCCGAAGUUGCAGCUGUUGUAGCAGAGUUCCCCAUAUUGAAAAAACUUCCUCCUUGGUUCCCUGGAGCGAGCUUUGUCAGGGAUGCUAUAGUCCAGAGAACUCUCGUUCCCAUGAUUAUGGACAUGCCCUUUGAACAUGCUCAUGAUGAUCCUCAGGCGGCGGGGACGGCUGCACCAUCCGUGGUGUCAAAUGCAUUGAAACGUAUACCAGUCAAAACACAAGAUGAAGGGGAGGCCGCUGUUCUUGAGAAAGGGAUUAAGGAAUCCAGUGCAUCUGGUUAUGCUGCCGCCUCAGAAACUACGACGUCCACUUUGUACGUCUUCCUGCUCGCGAUGGUUCUAUAUCCCGAGGUGCAAACACGUGCGCAAGCAGAGAUUGAUUCCGUCAUUGGGGAAACUCUCGAAAGAUUGCCCGACUGGGACGAUCGCGCUUCUAUGCCCUACAUCAAUGCUGUCAUACUGGAGACGCUGAGGUGGUUCCCUGUCGUCCCUCUGGGUAUUGCACAUGCCACGGUAAAUGACGACAUCUACGAAGGUUACUAUAUUCCAAAAGGGGCUACCGUAAUAGCUAACGCAUGGUCUAUGGCGCGCAAUCCAGAUAAAUAUCCUAACCCAACGAGGUUCAUUCCCGAGCGUCACAUGUCAAAAGUCGUUGUCGAAGAGCCGUCAACACAUGGCGCUGAUGACAUUUCCUUUGCUUUUGGAUUCGGAAGGCGUAUUUGUGUUGGACGACAUGUUGCCGAGGCUUCUUUAUUCGCCGCAGUUGUGAAUAUUCUGACUGUUUUCCGGUUGGAACGUGCACCAGGAUGGAAUGUCGGGCCUGAUGCUGAAGGAGUGAAAUGGACGGGAGGCUUAACGACGUGA